Molecule: messenger RNA, 1662 nt
Organism: Humulus lupulus (European hop)
Lineage: Eukaryota; Viridiplantae; Streptophyta; Magnoliopsida; Rosales; Cannabaceae
Product: protein FAR1-RELATED SEQUENCE 1-like
Exons: 7
Coding region: 1-1662 (553 amino acids)
Biological process (GO): regulation of DNA-templated transcription
Molecular function (GO): zinc ion binding
Source: RefSeq, a predicted model, not a curated record
AUGGACAAUACUAAUUUGGUGGAGAAUGAUUUACAAUCACAUCGAAAAAUAGAUUUUGAAAGUGAAGAUGGGAUAUUGUCUUCAAAUGUUGAUAUAAAAUCUCUUCAUUCUAAAAUUGAUGAAGAGGCAAUACCAAAGAGUAAACGAACAAUUCAAAUGAGAGUAGGAGAUACUGGUGGUAUACUUGAAUAUCUUCAAAGUAUGCAAUUAGAAGACCCUACUUUUGUUAGUUCCAUGCAAGCUGAUGAAGAUGACAUGAUAACCAAUAUCUUUUGGGCAGAUGGAAGAAUGAUGACAGAUUAUUUCUAUUUCGGAAAAAAGCCAAAGACUAUUCUUACUGACCAAGACGCAACAAUGGAAAAAGCUUUAGAGUCUCAAUGGCCAGAAACAACUCACCGUUUAUGCAUUUGGCAUAUAUAUCAGAAUGCUACAAAUAAUCUUAGUGGGGUUUUUCAAAAUUUUAGAGAAUUCACAAAGGAUUUUAGUAGUUGUAUUUAUGAUUAUGAUGAGAAGGAUGUUUUUAUUGAAGCUUGGAAUAGUAUGCUUGAUAAAUAUGAUCUUAGAGACAAUAAGUGGCUAAAAAAAAUGUUCAAUUUGAAGGAAAAAUGGGCAUUGGUAUAUGGAAGAGAGACAUUUUGUGCAGACAUGACAACUACUCAGCGGAGUGAAAGUAUGAAUAAUGUAAUUAAGAAUUAUGUUAGCUACAAGCAUGAAAUACCAAGAUUUUUUCAGCAUUUUCAAAGAUUAGUUGAGGAUCGUCGAUAUGAUGAGUUGAAGACUGAUUUUAAAGCAACUCAAACUUCAUUGUCAUUGUCUUUGCCAAUAGAAAUUUUGAAGCAUACAUCAAUUGUUUACACUCCAGCUGUAUUCAGAAUGUUUGAGAAAGAAUUUUGCAAGGCUUAUGAUUGUGCUAUGAACAUUAAAAGUGAGAAUGGAACAGUGUCAGAGUAUACAGUGACCCCUCAUGGAAAGGUUUAUGAGCAUAUUGUUACAUAUGAUUCUUCUAAUGAUACAGUGACAUGUGGUUGUAAGAAAUUUGAUUUUGCAGGAAUUUUAUGUGCACAUAUUUUGAAGAGCAAGAGUGUGUCUGUUGAAGAUGCAAAAGAAAAAAUGGCAAAACGUUACAAAGAAGUUUGUAGAAUGCAAACUCAGCUAGCAACAAAAGCCGCUGAAGAUGAGAAAGCAUACAAAAUUGUUGUCUCUGUGUUUAGUAAGAGUUUUAUAUAUUUGGAUGCAAAUGAUAGAGCUCAAGGGAAAGAGAUUUCAACUUCUACUACCAGACAUAAUGAUAUUGAAAACAAGAGCAAUAAUGGAAUAAGUGAUCAAAUUAAAGGAUUUAAGACUAAAAGAAAAGCUCAUGGUGGAUCUAGAAGAAUUAAAGGUGCACUUGAGAGAGCCAAAAAUAAGAAAAAGAUGGUUAAGGAAGAUUCUCCAUCACAACAGGAUUUUCAUGAACAAAAAGCAAACGAUCAAAUCAAUAAUGGAAGUGGAAUACCAUUUUUGUCUUCUAAUUAUUUUCAAGAGAAUAUGUCAUCUUCAUCAGCAAAUAUAGCUUCCUUGCAUCAGAAAGAAACUCCACCAUAUACUCAUAAUUAUGAUGGUUAUGAAGAUCUAAAUGAGAAUACAAGUAUGACUGAACUAUUGCAACAGUUUGGCGGUUGA